CCAAUUCCGAGGGCACCGGGCUAGGGAUGGGCUGAGCCACGAGGUCUGGACCACAGCGCCCAGGAUGCACUGCGAUCAUGGGGAUUUCCAUCAUGUCGGCUAUCAGGAGUAGCAACAGCAGCAGCGGCAGCGAGGAGGAGGAUUUGGGGCGCCUCCGGGAGGCUGCCUGGGACCCGGUGCUACAGCGAGCAGCAGCAGCGGCCCUGCUGGUGCCCAAAGGCGGUAGGGAGAGCCCUGAGCGGCAGGCCUGCCAGCACCUUCCUCUCUCUAGAUAGAAACUUUACCCAUCCCAAAAGAAGCCCUGCAGGAAACCCAUUUUUGUGUGUGCCAGAAAUAGGGCUGUAUCCAGUUGAUUUCUUAAAGCCAGGAAUGGGGCACCUGCAUCUUCCUUGGACUGCAACCCCUAUCAUCACUGGCUGGCGCUGAUAGGGGCUGGGCGCUCCAAAAGCCAACGGCCACAUAUACCUGCCUUAGACUGAUGGAUAAGAAGCCUUUAAAGUCAAUUAAAGAUUGGCUCGAGGCACGUGACUCAGAACAAUGAUCCACAAAGGUUUUGAUGCUUUUUUGCAGCACCAACAAAAAUCUGUCAGAAAUCAAUCUUUUCGUGUAGCAGCACUAACGCUUUGGAACAUCACUGUAUUCUUACUCUUCGACACCUGCUAAGAACAUUUUCAUUUAGGCAAGCCUAGCUCAAUAUCUAGAACACUGGUGUGUUUUUAGUUUGUUGCUGGUUUUAAUUUUUUUAAUAAUUGCUUUUGCUAAUAAUUUUAUUGCAUUAUUCUUUUUGUAAACUGCUUUUGUAAAGGGCUCGCUAAUGAAUUUGAAUUAACUUCGCUUUCAUGUUGGGCCUAAUUGUUAACUUUUUGCAGGUAACUUUAAGAAGAGCAAGUUGCCAUCCGCUGAACUUAGCAUCAGGUAACUUUGCUUUUUUGAAAGUUUACUGAGCGUUGUGUUCUGUUCUACUAGAAACUAAAAUUUGAGCUACAUAGCCAUAAGAAUCAUGUGGUACAUUGCCACUUAUGUGACGGUUUGGUUCCAGGGGUCUGCAUGCAAAGGCAAAAUUGUGCAAAGUCAAGAACCCCUGGUAAUCAAGUUUUUAUUGAGGAUAAAGAUAUAUAAUAAGAACAAGGGAAUACUCUAUUCCAAGGAAAUACUCUGUUCCACAACUGUUUCCAUUCUUUUUGACAUGUUUUAGCCCCAAGAGGCUCUCACCAGGCAUGCUGGUCUAAAUGCAUCCCUGAGUCCUCUGCCAGAAAGCUGGUCAUAAUUCUAGGUUUAAUUAUGCUUUUCUCCAAUUUACCCAGGGGUAGGAUAGCAGGACUGUACUUACCUAGAUCUUAAAACAAAAACAAAAACAAAAAAACCCUAGGUGAGUUAUAAGUCUGUUUCUCAUACCUCCGUGUCAUGUAUUGGGCAACCUGAAUUGGUGCCAAAUGUGUUUAUAUAAGAUCUUUGGCUUCUCUGCUUGGCAUUCGCACUGAGGCCAUAACUCAGAUCUUUCAUACUGCACAGCCCUCUGGCUGGCUCAUUACAGUUUUCAGGAUCUGAUUCCAGCUUCUUCUUUUCAAGGCAAAGGGAACUGUUUGCUACAAACUUCCAAGAUAAUUUAGUAGUUUAUUCUCUUUAAACAGAGAGAAGGUCUCCGAUCACGGGCAGGAUGGGAAUGAGCUGCAGACCACUCCAGAAUUCCGAGCUCAUGUUGCAAAGAAAUUGGGAGCAAUUUUGGACAGGUAUAUGUUCUCAAAGGUGUGACAUUGAUGCUCCUUGAGCCCUUCCCCCAGAUAAAAGAGGGUUCAUAUUUUCUGGAGAGUUCUAAGUAGAAAUUGCUUUGGUGCAGAAAUUCUUCAGGACACACCCAGUGCUCCAGAUUAAAGGCAGAUGCUAAAGCACUGACAUCACAUGAUCAUGAAUUUUUAAAACCAUUAUCAAAGCCAGCCCCAAGUUUAAUGCACUUCAGUCAUCCAGGUCAUGGAUAACUAGCAUAUCAAGGAACAAAUAAAAAGCUUUUUGAAAAAAUAAAAAUAAAAAAGCAACUUUGUAAAAUUAAAUUAAAGCGUUAGAACAUAAACUCCUGUCUUUUUUUUUUUUUACUUUUGUUUGAGGGAGGAAGGGAGGGGCAGGUCAUGCAAUCACAGGCAUGCUAAAAUCCUGGACUAAAAAAUUACUUCCACUCCAGGUGAGAGGGAAAAAUAGCUAUGAAAGAAACCAGGAAGUUCCAUCUCUGGGCAACUGUGACUACAUCUAGGAUUUACUGUCUCUGUGGGUAUUAUUGCUGCUUCCUGGUCAAUCCUAGCUGACUGCAGCAGGGAGUUUCCCCAUAACAGGUGGGUGGAAUAAUGCCUGCACAUUUCAGCUCUGGUUUUACAAUCACAGAAUUACAGAACUGGAAGGGUUCCAAAGGGACAUCUAGUCCAACCCCCUACAAUGCAGGAAUCAGAGCUAAAGACUUGCUUCUUUAAAAACAAAAACAAAAAACAAGCAUGAUAAUGAAAACUGGGAAUCUGGACUGGCAAAUGAGUACAGUGGUGCCCCGCAAGACGAAUGCCUCGCAAGACGAAAAACUCGCUAGACAAAAGAGUUUUCCGUUUUUUGAGUCGUUCCGCAAGACGACUUUCCCUAUGGGCUUGCUUCGCAAGACGAAACGUCUUGCGAGUUCUUGCGAGUUUGUUUCCUUUUUCUUAAAGCCGCUAAGCCGUUAAUAGCCGCUAAGCCGCUAAUAGCCGCUUAGCCGCUAAGCCGCUAAUAGCCGUGCUUCGCAAGACGAAAAAACCGCAAGACGAAGAGACUCGCGGAACGGAUUAAUUUCGUCUUGCGAGGCACUACUGUACCAGAUUGUCUGGCCAAAACCUAACCAACCAAUGAGUCUCCUAGGCUUGCUGUAUCAUUUGUGUCAUGCCAGUAUUUUAACAUGACCCCUGGUUUCCCUUAUCGUUGUGCAAAUGUAAUUCUUUCUUUUAGCUCCAUUACUAUUUUGAAGCGUUCUCCAGAACCUGCACAGGACAAUUUGCAGUCCUCAGAGACUGAAGACGAUGGUGAGUGGGUUCUCUGCAUAAUCUAAAAUGCUUUAUAUCAAUUUAAGUGUUGCUUUGAUUCUUUGUGUAUGUGCAUUCUAAACUUGUUGUGUCAGGAACUCUGGAGUUUGAAGCAAGGACCUUGGAGCCUGAGGCUGUGUAUCCUCAAACCUCAAAUAUUUUAUUGUUAGGUUUUUGUGUUUAUUAGUCACAUUUUUGUAGUUGGGUGUCUCAAAGCAACUUCCACAAUAAAAAUAGAAAGAACUAAUACAUUAAAACCAAGUAGGAAAACAACAAUACCACCAAACUAAAAUACUUUUUUUUUUUAAUGAUAUUUAUUAAAAUUUUCAAAAGAUACAAAAAUUACACAAAAACAAAGAGUAAAAGUACAAAAAAUAAAAAUAGAAAAAAAUAGAAAAUACAGAAAAAAGAAUAAAGAAGAAACAAAACAAGUUCAUUAUUUUCAGACCCUUAACUGUCAUUACCUUCUUUCUUAGACCUCCUCCUCCUCCCUUCCUUUGUAUUCUAGUUAUUAAUUAUCCCAGCAAAUCCUUUCCCCAUGUUUCAUAAAAUUCUAUCAUUACAUUAUCCUCGAUUAAUUUAAUCCUAUCUUUCUAAAAUAAAGUAAACCUUAUAGUUUAAAACUUAAGUCUUAACCUUACCAGCUUCUUGUGAUCAUAAUAUUCUUUCAUAAUUCUUUAUGCAUCUUUACUAAAGCCAGGUAAUUUCUUCCAACAUUUUUCUAUCAUUCAUCAACUUUGUAAAACAUUCUAAUAAUAAAAGAAGAGAAAGAGAGAUAUAAACAAGUCCAAUCUUUAUCCAGCGUCCCUUUCUCCUGGUUCCGGGAUUUGUCAGUCCUUAUUAACCCGGUAACCUUAUGUCCGAGGCCCUCAAGUCACUUCCAUGGCCCUUCCGCAGCUCUUCUUCAUACUUAUAACUGUAAUUUCCCUUAUCUCCUCGUGAUAACUCCAGCUUGACAAUGUCUCUUGCUCGUGGUAACUCCAGCUUAGUAAUGUUUUUAACCCUUCUCGUCAGAUCAGACCCUUUUCCAUAUUCAUCGCUGCAUUCCAUGUAGUAUUUAAAAGCAUGUUUCAAGGGCCCUCCAAAUUUGAGAGCCCCCACAGUCCCAAACAUAUCGCAGCCCAUUGCCAUAUUUAAAAAGUCCAGACAUCCCAGCAUAGGGGGGUCAAUCCAGCCCCCCAUUUCCAAGCCACACCGAACUUUCCCUUUCCAGAUCUGGCUUUUUCCAAGUUCAUUUGUCCAGUCCGAAGGAUCAUACUCCUGUUGGGUCUGUUCUGUCAAAACACACUCCUGAUUUACUGCCCCAAACUCCUGUUCUGUCAAAACACACUCCUGGUUUGAAUCCUGAGUAGGCUCCACAUAUUUUCCCACAGUCUGAUCAAGACAUUCCACUGCCUGUUUAAGAUUUCUAGUCGAAAUGGCCAUCCGGUUCACCUUAUCAUGUAAUUCUUCCAGUAGAGCAUUUGUUUUGUAAAGAACGCGCACCAAGGUUUCUGAAAACAUUGUUCUGCACAAUCAAACACUUUCCCACGGUUAUUUUGUAACAGAUGUCAAUUCCCUGGAGUUAGUUACAGUUUCAAAAGCUCCCCCUAGGGGGAAGACUUAUAUUUAUUUUUGCUACAAAGUUUCCCUUUUUUUCCCCAAAAUACAUAGGAUACUUUGUCCAUAUAUAUUCCUUUAGAGUGCGAAAGGGAACAGUAGAAUCACAAAAUUUCUCUUCUUUUAGCUGUCUGUCAAAAAACAAUUAUCUUGGUAAACUCACGUCAGUCCUGACACCCCCGCUCCAGGAUCAGGACGGAGGAAAAUAACUUCCUUUUGCAGUUACUUCAAAUAGUCCAAAAAAAUAUUCCCAAUUUAAAAUGUUGAAAUCAUUCUUUUAAAAACGAUUUUCUGAGCUCUAGUGUGAAUUGCCUUUGCUUUGUUCUAUUUACAAAAGAACGGAAGGGUGACUUCCUGUUUAGCCCUUCCCGCUCCGUACCAAAUUCAAUAGAUUUUUUUUAUAGUCCGAUUCUGUCCUUUUCACAAAUCUUUAUUUAAUAUCCCAUUUGUUCAAAUUCUAAGUACUCACGGGUGUUUGUUUUAAAGUCCAAAUUGUCCCAGGAAAGAAGGCAGCGCUCUCCGGCAGCAGCUAUGCGGCUUUGCUCCACGGAAAUAGCGAUUGACUCACAGCACCACGCCGCUUCCCCCUCCUCACUUCAGAGCCCGUUAGUGGGUUCCUUAGCGGAUUGGGGGGGCGCUAAAGGUGCCCGCCGAGUCCCACGGUCACAGGCUUCAUCUGCCUGUGAUUUGAAGGGGUCCCCGCUUCGCCGUAGCGGAGUAGACCCUGUUUACCGCGGAGCCAGUCCCUCCAGUUCAGAGGGAGUCCGCCAUUGCCGGUGGCGCCACCCCGGAAGUCCACCAAACUAAAAUACUAACCCAGCAAUAUAUUUUAAAAGAACAAGUCCUUUCCUGCCCCACUUAAAGGAUGAGCACAAAUCUUGUUAAGUACCUUCCCAAUCAAAAAUUAAAAAGGCUUGGUAAACAAGUGUCUUCUUGACUGUUGCCUAAAGACAGACAACAAUAGCACCAGGCAUUCUUCCCUGGUAAGACCAUUCCAAAGGUAGGGAGCCACCACUGAAAAGGCCAGUUCUGUGCCACCACCCUCCAUGCCACAGAAGACUUGGCCUCUGACGGCAAACACAGUACUCUGUGGAACACACUUCAGGCACAGUAAGGGAUAGGUGUAUGCAACACCAGGCUCUCAGAUUGACAGGCAGUAUGAAGCCCCUGGUUUGGUGAGGCCUGGUAGAAUUCCAAGAAGCCAUACCUGCUGCCCUGCUGGUUAACAGAGCGAGGACCACUUGCACUCCCAGCCUCUCGCUCUAAUACAGUGGUACCUCUGGAUGCGAAUGGGAUCCGUUCCAGAGCCCCGUUCGCAUCCUGAGCAGAAUGCAACCUGCGUCUGCAGGUCGCAAUUCGCCGCUUCUGCGCAUGCGCAUGACGUCAUUUUGAGCGUCUGCGCUUGCGCGAGCGGCAAAACCUGAAAGUAACCCAUUCCGUUACUUCUGGGUUGCCACGGAAUGCAACCUGAAAAUGCUCAACCUGAAGCGUCUUUAACCCGAGGUAUGACUGUAGUCUUUAUUAUUAUUUUUAUUAUUUAUUAACUUUAUAUACUGUCCUUCAUCCAAAGAUCACAGGGUGGCUCACAGCACAAAAAUAGAAGACGAAAACACAAAAUGUCUAGUUGGGUUGGAGAACUUGCAUUCCUACAUGUCCUUUGGAUAUGCGGUCCUGGUGUGACCCCAACACAGAAGGUGCCCUAAUAACUUCCCCGCUUUUCUUCCAAUGUCUUAGGCUUCCGCCUCUUCUCCUCAUCAGUGCCAGGAGACUGUGGGGAGCCAGAACCUCAGGCUGUGGGAAGGCAGCGACAGCGGUACUGCAGCUCCAGGUGAGAUGCUGCUCUGGCAGGUGUGCAUGACAGAGGUGGAACUGGCCAGCCAGGCAGCUGGCUUAGAGGCUGCAGCUGAUGACAGGACUCAUCUCUGAUGGGGAGGUCUGGCAUUUUACACAUCCUGCAGCAGGUGGUGGGGAUCCCAGGUCGCCCACCCAGCUGUGUCCGACCCUUGCGAUGCUCCCAAGGCUACCCCCUCCCUUCCCCAGCACUUGGGAUUCCCAGGUGUGUCGAUAGUGAUUAAUUUAUAAUAAGCAUGGCUAGUAGUCAUCCAUAACCCUCUUCUCCGUGAAUUGGUCUGAUCCUCUUUUUAAAGCCAUCUUAAGUUGGUGGCCGCUGCCGCAUAUCGCAGGAGCGAAUUCCAAGGUUUUAACUCUACCACCGUUUUGCCUGUAACUCUUUCCAGUGAGCAGGACAGUGACGAAGAAUGGCAGAGGUGCCAGGAAGCCACGGUGACAGCAGCAGACAUCCUGAAACAUAGCGGCCUCCCAGCAGUACUCCAGAAUUCCAGCCAGGACCACCACUGCCCGGCCACGGAGCCCAGCCAGAAGAAGAAAAGGAGGAAAAAGAAGGCAAAAAUGAAUGGCGAGAACAGCAAUGAGCAGGAGGCCAGAGAAGGAGCAUGUCAUGGGACUGAAGGGCCCUCGGGCUUCGAUGGAGCAAGCAGGAGAGGAGAGAAUGCGAGUACGGAGGAUAUGGCAGUGAUGAAGAAGAGGAAGAAGAAGAAGAAAAGGGGGAAAGUGGAAAUAAGGAUGGAGUGAUGUUUUACAAACACUUGGUACUAGGAAGAGCUACCUGAUGUGGCUCUUGAUUGGUCUGACCUGCAUUGAAGGAAACACAGUUGAAUUUUAUAUUUUAUGGAAUCAAAGAACUUAGUUUGGCACUCCCUGCCGCGAGGGAUGCCCUGUAAAAACGCAGAGGAAACUCCCCAUGUUACAGAGAAUGAGGACUUGUUGGAGCUGCUUACUGGACUGCUCAGGUGGGCAGUGGGUGGGUAAGACAUCCGUGGAUGGCUCUCCUGGGUCCCUUUUCCCCCCCCUUGGGCCUGCGCAGCUUGUGACCUCCCAGGCUGCCUACUAGCCAUGGAUCCAGUUCUCCCAAGUGCUCGACAAAUCUCUCUACUUUUAUAUUCUCAAGCCACAAAACCAAGAGGUUCAUCGGGGCCCCUGCUCAGCUCAGCUGCCCCAUGUGGCCAGUGGGCUAUGAUCAACUUGGUGGGCAGGCUGAACAGAGCUCGUCAUCGUCAAACACUGAUAAUAGCAGUGGAUGGGUGCCUUCCUGACAGGCAUGUCACAGUUUGAUGCAGACUGAUUCCAUCUCCCCUGUAAUGUCGUCUCAGGGAUAUUUCUUUUUUAAAAAAAUAAUAAAUUUUUUAGUUGAUUUUCUUUUUUUCAUAACAAAUAUCCAAUAUCAAUAACAUUCAUUUUCCAAUUUCCCCCCUCCCUAUUGACUUCCCUCGGCUUCCAUUUCUGGUUUAUUACGUCAGAUGUUACAUUCUGCUGUUUGUAUAAAGUAUUGUGUUGUCACAUUGUUAAAUAAAGUUGUAAGUGUUUAUUUAAAUCCUGCC
Messenger RNA from Podarcis lilfordi (Lilford's wall lizard), 8029 nucleotides. NCBI's taxonomy places the organism in Eukaryota, Metazoa, Chordata, Lepidosauria, Squamata, Lacertidae. The record is from the annotation of a GenBank genome assembly.